Messenger RNA from Schistosoma bovis, 2699 nucleotides. NCBI's taxonomy places the organism in Eukaryota, Metazoa, Platyhelminthes, Trematoda, Strigeidida, Schistosomatidae. The record is from the annotation of a GenBank genome assembly.
UAAAUAGACGCGGUACUCUCAACUUGUGCGCCACUUGGUGUAGUUUCGGGUAAUGGCUUAUAAAUCUAGACAUCAUAUUGAAGUAAGCUCAGUUGCACUGGUAGACUUAAAAGCAGAAAUAUCAAGAAGACAGAUUGAAGUUAAACAAAAAGUUGAGAAACAUCCAGAUGGCUGUAAUGUGAUAAGGAAUCGUUCUGCUGAAUUAAAACCUGGCAAAGUAUCACUGUGGAAAACUUCAAAAGAACAAAUCUUAGAAGAGCGUACAAGGUUGGAAUCUGAAAACAUACCCUCCGAUGCUGAAGAGUAUGCAGAAUGGGAAAAAAGUAGAAGAGCAUUAGAAGCUAAAGCAAAACUCUACGAUGCUCUACGAGAAGCCGCAAUGUCUGGAAAGAAACCUAAUUUGACAAAGAGAGAUGAAAAUGAUGGAGACAUUCUGGUUGAUUUUGAACAAAAAGCCACAGAAAAUUUAAAUUUAGUUCCUCCGGAUUCUCCUACGCGUUCUUGCUCUUCUUUUAGUAGCGAUGAAGACUCUGAUGAUUAUCCCGCUGGUUGUAGUGAUGAAGAAUGGGAGGAUUACACAGAUGAACGUGGUGUCAAACGAGUUUGUAUGCGCAAAGACCUGUCUAGUCACAUCAAGCAGUCUAGUCCACCUAAACCAGAUGGUCCACUCACAUAUGCACAUUUGAGAGAAGGAGAAAUACGCGAUCAUGGUGUUGGAUUCUAUUCUUUUUCUACAGAUCUUGAACAGAGAGAGGCUGAAAUGAAUCGCUUACGAGAACUUCAUCGGGCUACUGAAGAAGGACGUGCUCGAGCUGAAGCGAUUCGAGCGAAAAGAGAUGCUAAAAUGGGUCAACGUCUUGCACGCUUGCGUGCCCGUAAAGGUUUACCAGAUGUAGCAACUGCUGCUGCACAGUGUCUGGGAGAGGCUGCAGUUCCUGCAACACCUACUCCAAUAGGUGCAGAUGCCCAAUCUGAUAUUCGUCUGAGUAACGAUGAUCUAGAUGUUGCGUCUAUGUUGCGUAGAUUACGCGAUGAAGCUGAACAUAGAGCUGCUAUCAAUAAUAGUAAAUUGAGUGAAUCGAUAAACAGUAUCCCUCCUGAGCCUGAGCCUGAACAUAGAACAAAUUUAGCUGAUGUGCUAGCAUCUCAAAAUCCAAGCCGUCCAUCCUACGGUAGUAAACAAAGAGAAUGGGAUAAAGGAAAGUCAAUGAUUUCAGCACAGCGUUACAUUCAAGAAGAACGUGAUAAGCGAAUUGCAGACUUUGCCCCUCCAUCUCACUAUUAAAAUUUUUUUUUUUUGUAUAUAUCUUUUUAGCAGUGAAAUAUCAAACUUUACCUAUCACCUAUUGUUUUUACAAAAAGUUCGUCUGUAUUUGUAUGAAUGAUAUUUUAACUUCAACAGACAUCAUUUUGUGAUACAUAAUCUACCAAACAUCUAAAUCAUUGUGCUAUAUUGGCUAGCUUAGACUAUAGUUAAAAAAGGCUGUUAGUCUCCAGAUCAUUGAAGGAUGUUAGUUAUUAAAGUCACCAAUACAUCGAUAUAAACUGUAGCGAGGUCCAUGUUUAUUGAUUGAGAUUCGCGAGAUAACAGUCGGUCGUAAUUGCGUUGACGUAUCCGCUACAAAGCCUAUCUCAGGUCGAGGCACGGCGGAUACAGUUGUCAUUUUGAGAGAUAUCAUCCUAAAUUGUACAUUACCUUCUAACGGAUAAGAACAGGAUGAACUCCUGUUAGGUAUCUGGUGGAAGUUUAUGUAAUCUGAAAAUGGGGUUUUCAAUAGUGAACUGAAAUAAUAACGUCAAAAUAAUGUUUAAAAGAAAACCAACUAAACAAGACUAAGCAGCUGUUUUACUCCCAAUUUAAAAUUCUCAUUGUUGUUCAGUCCUCACAUCCUCGUAUUUUCGCGAUACAAAAGGCGCAAUACUGUUUAGUUGCUGAGUUAUGUAAUAUAGUAGUUUAGAAUUUACAACUUCACUCAUAAUAUAGUACGAUAAACAUCAAAUGUUACCAGUAACUGGUAACCCUCACUGUCUAUGAUUCUGUAUGCAUGUCUGGUUACCAGUGCAAUUUACCAAGGAUUAUUGAACCAAAAUAACGUGGUUGUCCCGUAUUUUUCCUGCUUUUCGGUAAUUCUCUAGUUGACAUAAGUCAGUGAUUAUAGAUUGCCUUCAGAUAUGAAUUUUUACGCUCACUGGUGAGAGAGUUAUUUCCCGGAGUUCUAGUGAGAAGGCAUGAUCAGUGAGGGCAGUUAUCUGCCAUUGGAAGAUAUUUUCUCAGUAAUGCAAAUUGAUUUAUGUAAGAAAUGUAAACCAUUGUUUAUCACCAGCUCAGUGGUAUAAAGGUUAAAUAGGUUUAUCACCGUAGUUGAGACGACCAUUUUAUUCUUUUAUCUCGAUCAAAUAAACUUCAGGAAUUGAAAAAAUGUUAGGAUUGUCUUGAUGAGCACUCAUUUGCUGGAUACCGGUUCAUAUACUUGACUUCAAUCCACAUUUUAAGCAUAAAGGAUAUUGAUAAUACCCGGUCUUUUAGCCACUAAGUCCCAAGUUCAAACACCACUCCACCUACUUCAAUUUGACUUUCUGAGAGGUAUCAUUAGCCUAUUGCGGCUAAUACUCAAGUACCUAGUGAGUUAACAAAGUCAAAUCAACUACCCGGACAUCCGAUCCAGAAUAGACGGAGUGAAGCUCAAACCCACGAUUUA